CAUUUUACUCGAUGUUCAACAAAAAGCUUGCGAGCACUUAGCCAGAAUUGUAAGAUAAACGCGAGCUCGAGACAAACGAGAAGAGCUUUUCAAACAGAAGCAAGAAACGGAUGGAGAACAUGGGAUGCUGUGGAGAAGGCUCCUGGAAUAACAGCUGAAACUGUUGGUCGUGCAGUGGUUGGUGGUGCAGCUCUUGGUGGAGUCGGUGCAUUGUGUUACUAUGGACUUGGUUUAUCUAGUAACAUUGGUGCCAUUGAUCGAUCUUUUAUAUGGCCCCAGGUUGUCAAGGAUCGUAUUCGAUCUACUUAUGGAUAUUUUGCUGGGAGUUUGGCUAUAACUGCAAUGUCUGCAUAUGCUGUCAGUCGCAGUAGGGCAGUGCAUACUAUGAUGCGAUCUAGUCCACUUCUGGUUGUAGGUGGUAGUAUGGUGGCCAUGAUAGCAUCUUCAAUUGUCUGUAUGAGUAUGGAUUAUGCACCUGGCCUUAAUGCCAAACAYCUUGCCUGGGCRGGGCACAGUGCUCUUGUUGGUGCUGUUCUUGCACCCAUGGUUCUCAUUGGAGGUCCAUUGGUUCUUCGUGCUGCYGUGGUUACAGGGGGUGUAGUGGGGGCUCUCUCACUCACAGCAGCUUGUGCUCCUGAUGGCAAGUUCCUUACCUGGGGAGGUCCUUUGGCACUUGCACUUGGAGGGGUUUUUAUGGCAUCUCUUGGAACAUUAUUCCUCCCAGCAACCUCAGCUGUUGGAGCUGGUCUCCAGGCCAUCACAACAUAUGGUGGUCUCGUUGUGUUUGGUGGCUUCUUGCUGUACGACACCCAGAAAAUCAUCAGAGUUGCUGAAACACACCCGACAUAUGGCAUGAAACCUUAUGAUCCUAUCAAUGC
Exaiptasia diaphana is the source of this 878-nucleotide messenger RNA. RefSeq names its product growth hormone-inducible transmembrane protein. Gene Ontology annotation, cellular component: mitochondrial inner membrane. Lineage: Eukaryota; Metazoa; Cnidaria; Anthozoa; Actiniaria; Aiptasiidae. The record is from RefSeq and is a predicted model, not a curated record.